AUGUGCGAGAAGACGGCGACGAGUCACGGAAGCGGCGUGAAGCUUGCGGACUCAUUGCGCAACAGGCUCGACCCCAACGACACCGGUGACACAAAGGAGGCAGCUUUCGUUUACGACAAGCCGAGCAAGCAUUUGUUCCGCCUCUUCCAACUUACCCAAUCCGAGACUCGACAUCGUGGCAAUGAAACAAGCCUCCGUGGAAGGCUCAUGUCGUUUACUUUUGACCAAGGAGACGGCGAAUACAUGCAGACAUUUACGGCGGCCGUACAAGAAGAUCGCGAAUCGGUAUUGAAGUCUCUUUCGGGCUACAAGAAGUACAUUGCGUUAUCAUAUUUUUGCGGCUCUGCUACCGACCGCUUGCCUUUAUAUUUGGAGAAUGUUCGAUGCAAAACUGAUGAGGAUGCGCCAGGAGAAACAAAUCUCGAAAUCAUAGAGAGCGGCUGUAUUUGGAUCACCACGAGUCUUGGGACGUUCCUCCUGGACAUGCAACGGCAGCAAGGGCGCCGGUUCAUGUGGAUUGAUGCUAUCUGUAUAAACCAGGACUCCGCGGAGGACAAAGGCAGUCAGCCCCCGCGUAUGAACGAUAUAUAUGCAAAUGCUGAGACUGUAUACGUCUGGUUGGGGAUGGCGACUCCAAACGAGGCAAUGGCUUUGAAGAUGAUGCCAAACGUGACCACAAAAUUGAGAAGUCACCAAGGGAGGACACACGAAAGCCUCACCUCAUUCUUGGACAGAACAGGCUUACCGGAGCCCGGCCACGAGAUCUGGAAAGCAUAUGCCAGCAUCUGGACAAGAAACUGGUGGUCCAGAUUAUGGACCUUUCAAGAGGUGGCCAUGGCUACCACAGCUAAAGGAGCUAUCGAGUACGAACGAUUCUACAAGGCCCCGUACGCCUUUGUCUGUUGCGGUGAGACCAAAACUGCGUGGGAGCAAUUCGACUUUUUCUCCGAAGCCUUGGCCGAUGUAGGUCUCUUGUCGUGGCUCGUCACUGGCCAGGAAGAGGUUACGUGGGAUCAUCUACACGGUCUGGAUGCCAUAGCUGAAGUUCGUACCGGCAGGGAAAGUUUGUUGCGGUAUGGAUGGAGCUGCAGCCUGUCCGCUUUGUUAGUAGCUACCCGCAGGCGAGAUGCUACUGAGCCGGCCGACAUGGUCUGGGGUAUGUACGCUCUCAUAGACAAGCCGACUCGCAAGACACUGGCGCUCGAUCCAGAGAUGCCGGCGGAGGAGUCUUUUACACGCUUCGCAAAGCACUACAUCCGCCAUGAGGUAAAGGAGUGUCUCCUCAACCAUACGGCGACGGUCGAGCGAAUGCACGGGCUUCCUUCGUGGCGUCCCAACUUUGCCUCUCAUGAAGAAACGACAUCGAUCGGCUCACGAUGGUACGGCCAUUACCAGGAGCAGGCUUGGCUGAAGAGGCAGAUGCCUUGUGCCGGGUUCCAGAAGAAAGGUAAAUGGGCACUCCCGCGCAGCAAAGCCUACUAUGCCAAGUAUAUUACGAACUCGCUGCAGGGCAAAUACUCUCUAUCGGGGCUCUACGCUACCAACAAUCCUCGUCAGAUCGCCCUUGUACCAGAAUCGAACGCCAUCCUUGUCAGCGGCAUCUAUCUCGACACAAUUGCAGAGAUCGUGCCUUGCAAUGAUGCUGCCGAAUCAGUCUUCUUCUUGUCGUACAACAGCGUCCAGCAGACUUCCCACUGGGAUCAGGCUUGUUUCUCACUCGCUCAACGUACGCUUAGCGAUGACUCUUUACUGGCCACCUCGAAAUCAAAGUACGAUCUCUACGCUCGGACUCUCACAGCGAACCGUGUGGUAUCGCGGUACCGCGAAAGCCUCAAACCAGAAUCAACCUGGGCGAAGGCAUUCCGAGAAGGUCUCUGGUCUGACUCUGACUCUGACGAAGAAGACCAUGAAACUGUCAUUGAUCGUGACCAGAUGAUUGAUUUUGCUGCGCCGUACCUCGCUUUGCGAAAUUUCAUGCAGGCAACGCUUAACAUCGGCGGAACAAUAUCAUCAAAAGACAACCUCGAUCGGGCUACGCAGCAGUUCGCAAGUUGCCUGCAGCUAAUGAGUCGACAGAGGUGUUUCUUCGCAACCAAAGGGGGCAGAAUUGGACUAGGACCUUCAGACGCCAGGCCGGGCGACCAAGUAGUCGUCAUGUUCUAUUGUCCCACGCCGUAUCUGAUCCGGCCUACAACAGGGCCACAGGAUACCCAGGCUUCUGCACAGGGGGAGUUCGUUGGCGAAGCAUACAUGAACGGGUUCAUGUACGGCGAAGCUCUGGCAAUGUUUGACGAGGGAAAACUGCACGAGACAAAGUGGAAGAUCAAAUAA
Zasmidium cellare ATCC 36951 is the source of this 2331-nucleotide messenger RNA. RefSeq lists its product as uncharacterized. The record is from RefSeq and is a predicted model, not a curated record. The coding region runs from base 1 to 2331 and encodes 776 amino acids. NCBI's taxonomy places the organism in Eukaryota, Fungi, Ascomycota, Dothideomycetes, Mycosphaerellales, Mycosphaerellaceae. The transcript has a single exon.